Molecule: messenger RNA, 1521 nt
Organism: Diaporthe amygdali
Lineage: Eukaryota; Fungi; Ascomycota; Sordariomycetes; Diaporthales; Diaporthaceae
Exons: 2
Coding region: 1-1521 (506 amino acids)
Cellular component (GO): cytoplasm
Molecular function (GO): phosphatase activity
Source: RefSeq, a predicted model, not a curated record
AUGGCUAAGACCGGAGACUACCUGAAUGUGAGGUUCAAGGCAGGCUAUGACGGGAAGCCUUAUAAUAGCUUCCAGAUACGGCGUACUUUCAAGAGGAUUCUCAACGCUGCGGGUAUUGUUCAGGAGGAGACAACCAAAACCCUGGUAGAUAAAGAAAGCAUGGGCUUAAAUGGAGCGUUGGUGAGAAAGCCAUGUCUGUUGUGCAAGCUACGACUCAAGAAAGCAAUUGCAAACAAACCGUCUUCGAGCUUCAAACUCUGCGGACAUCAGAUCACAAAAUCUAUUAGGGACUUCAACAAUGCGAACAAGGACAAUGGCAAGUGCCAGAAACUCGUGUACGUCCUGCGGCACGGAGAGGCAGAUCACAAUGUGUGGAAGAAAGUGUUUGGUGUCCUGAGAUGGACAAAGGACCCCGAGUACAAAAGGCAGCCAAUAUUUACAUAUGAAGGGCAAGAAUAUUGCAUUAUUGACCCACCGCUCACUAAGCGAGGGGUUCAGCAGGCCGAUGAUGCAAAUGCGAAAUUGCUACAACUUAAGAAACAGGGGUUCAUGAUGCCGAAGAGGGCCUUCGUCAGUCUAUUAUAUCGUACCAUGAUGACUUUCGAGCACGCGCUCGCAGGCAUUGGCAUUCCAUCGGGAAAAGCCCACGUUCUCGAUGAACUCCUCGAACAGAGGACAGGAAAUGGCCCAGAUAUUUUACUGAGGGAAUACACUCGCGCAAAGAACCCUAUAGAGCCACCGCCCCCUACUAAAGGCGGAGCUCAUGGGUAUGAGUGGAUUGAGACAGACGAGAAUUUGGACAGAGACGAGAGAAUGACCACAGAUGAGAUUAUGAGGGCCAGGGUAGAAAGAUUGCACAAUGCCAUCUUCGACAUGGAUGACAGCGACUGCAUCAUCCUAGUCACGCAUUCUUUGCUCAUCCAACACGCCCUCAAGAGCAUGGUAGACGGCAACGCCAAUGUGCUGAAGGACUUCAUGCUAGAUGAAGGGGGUCUAUUUGCCUACGUUGUGGAAGGCAAGAGGACAGGUCCGGGCGCCGCGGCGGACGAAUUAAAGCGCAAGAAAAUCAAGCUCGUGUCUGAAUGGAAGGAGGAGAUGGGUCCGCGACGAGAAUCAGCAUUCUCUGAUAGAGAAGCCCCCCAAAGGCCUGCUCCAGUCAGAAUAGAAGACACGAUAAUGGCGAAGCACACCAAACCAACGAACCCGACGAAAGCGGACAGCACCAGCCAAAGCUUGCCACCACCGACUGCGCAGGUUGAGAGAGCUCUUCCUGCAGCUCCUCAACCUCUAGCGGCCACACAAGCCCCGUCUCCACGCAGUGGCCGCUCUCGUGGAUCAGCUUCAACUAAGUCUACCGUUCAGCAUGUCGGCAGGUCUGGGAACACCACAAGCAGGGUUGGCAGCACCACGACAAACAAGAACAGCAAUAGGAACAUGAGCGCGGUACCUCAUGAGAAGAGCUCAACAGGGGAGAGGAGGGGAAAGACUGCGAGAGGCACUCAAAGUGACAGCCGGAAGUAA